AUUGUGCUACUCCUGUAUAUAGAUGUACAGUCGUCUUGUUAAUUUUUUGGCGGUGUCGUUUUAACAGUUAUUUUUGCUAUGGCAUUUUUAAACGGACCCAGAUUACUGGACUGGGCGAACUCACCUCCACAUCUUCAAUUCAACAAGUACGUCCUUACAGGCUACAGACCGAUAUCAUCGGUCCAGGACUGCUUCAAAAGUCUGUUUUAUCUUCACAACGAAUUAGGAAACAUCUAUACACAUGGAAUCCCUCUUGUCUGCUUCCUGGUCCUUCUGCCACUCAACAUCCCCUGGUCCCAGAUCAGUGUGACAUGGUUGGGUGUGGUUCACUUCCUGGCAUGCCUGUCUCCCCAGCUGGGCUCUGUGGUCUACCAUCUCUUCAUGAACCAUGAGGGAGGAGAGCCUGUCUACCACACCCUCCUCAAACUCGACAUGUGUGGCAUCUGCAUGAUCAACACACUUGGUGCUCUACCCAUCGUGUACAGUACUCUGCUGUGCUACCCGUUCACGCGGACAGUGGCUCUGCUCGUCUACAUCCUCCUGUCCAGUUAUGCCAUCUACUCCGCCGUCACGGCCCGGAGCAGCGUGCGCCGGCUGCGAUCCUUCGCCUGGCAGGCUCUCUUCCGUUUUUCUUUCUUCCUGUUACGCUGGGUGGGCGUGGGCGGUGGCAGCCCCACCUCCCUUCGUCACUUCCUGACCAUGGACGCGCUGGCGGUGCUGGGCGGGGUCAUCAACAUCGCACGCAUUCCAGAACGUUUCCGUCCGGGCCUCUUCGACUACUGGUGCAACAGUCACCAGAUCAUGCACGUCCUGGUGGUCGGCUCCAUCCUGUAUCUGCACUGGGGUGUACUGGAUGACCUGUUGUGGAUCAACAGCUACAACUGUCCCUCAGAAUGA
Messenger RNA from Chanos chanos (milkfish), 897 nucleotides. It is a transcript of the gene paqr4a, whose product is annotated as progestin and adipoQ receptor family member IVa. Lineage: Eukaryota; Metazoa; Chordata; Actinopteri; Gonorynchiformes; Chanidae. The coding region runs from base 79 to 897 and encodes 272 amino acids. The transcript is spliced from 3 exons. Gene Ontology annotation, molecular function: signaling receptor activity. The record is from RefSeq and is a predicted model, not a curated record. Gene Ontology annotation, cellular component: membrane.